AUGGUGAGUGCAUCCUGGGACGGACUAAAUUAUUCCCACCGUCAGCUACAGUCCAAGGAACCCAAUGUGGCUACAAGCACAUCUCUCAUAAUGCAGGCCUCAUUCUGUGUUUUGCCAUCUCGUGAAUUGCUUGUGGUAACCUCCCAGAAAGGCAUUCAGAUGUAUGAGUCAGACGGGUCAAUAAUGGUUUACUGGCAUGCUCUUGACUUGCCUGAAACACCCACCACCCAAGCAGUGUUUGCUAGAGGAAUAUCAGCAGUAUGGGAUAAUUACAUAUGUGUCGGUGUGUCAUCAGGAUCUAUCUUAGUAUUUGACAUUCCAAGUAAAGGCAGUAACAUCACAUUAUCAGAGGUCCUGGAAGAGCAUAAGGAUUCCAUCACUGACAUGGCUUCAGAGUGCUCUGGUAGCCAGGAGUGCAUAGCCGACAUGGUCAGCGCUGAUGACGUGGGCAGUAUGUGUGUAUGGAAAGCUGGCGAGGAGUUUCACUUACUAAACAAGAUAUCUGGUUUUGAUAUGACCUGCUCAUCAGUCAAGUUGUGGAAGGGCACAGUCGCUGCUGGUUAUGGCACAGGCCAAAUCCGUUUAUAUGAGGCUGUGACUGGAAUUUUACAUGUGGAAAUCAAUGCUCAUGCUCGCUGGAUUAACUCACUGGACAUUGCUCCGUUUUCUGGUUUACUUUUGUCUGCUGCUGAAGAUUCUCUGGUGCGAGUGUGGCACAUGUCUCUAACUCCUGAAACCAACAGUGUCGAGGUGGCUCAUUUGCAUAAUGAGUGUGUGACAGACACACAGAUCUGUGGUGCCCGCUUCUGUGAUGACGAUGGUUUCGCAUUUGCCGUGACAGGCUACGAUCUGAGUGAGAUUAUUCGCUACACACAAACAUAA
Molecule: messenger RNA, 882 nt
Organism: Knipowitschia caucasica
Lineage: Eukaryota; Metazoa; Chordata; Actinopteri; Gobiiformes; Gobiidae
Source: the annotation of a GenBank genome assembly